Messenger RNA from Carcharodon carcharias (great white shark), 2893 nucleotides. RefSeq names its product CD99 molecule (gene cd99). Gene Ontology annotation, biological process: positive regulation of neutrophil extravasation; homotypic cell-cell adhesion; T cell extravasation. The record is from RefSeq and is a predicted model, not a curated record. The transcript has 6 exons. Lineage: Eukaryota; Metazoa; Chordata; Chondrichthyes; Lamniformes; Lamnidae. The coding region runs from base 261 to 641 and encodes 126 amino acids.
CCUCCACCUCCCCCCUCCCCGGGAAGAGUCACUUGAAGCAAAUUCACUCGCAUUGAAAUCGGAGCAGGUAGGUGCCGGGAUACUUAAUCUUCCAAGAGGUGUUUUGCGGAGGAAAUAAAGAUUCUUUUAGGAGUUUUCUGCGGCAGAAGUGGCGCCGUUGGCUUAGAGGAAAAGUUAUUCAGUUCGGACUUUCUGCUUGUCUGAGGAGGAGGGGCUGUGGGGAGAAACUUUUGUCGCUUUAAAGAAAAUUUUAGGAGACCAUGUUGCCUUCAAGAGCUAUCCUCUUCAUCGGGUUGACUUUUGUCUUUGUGGGAACGAAAGAUCAUCAGUUUGGGGACGAUGAUCUUGUAAAUGCUGCAGGCGGUGCUGUUGAGCCUGAUGGGACCAAUUCUAAAGGCAAUGACAAGAAAGAUGUUCAAGGUGGUGGCAAUAGUACCCUUACUGGUAUUAUCACAGGUGUGCUGCUGGCUUUGGGCGGUGGAGUGUCCAGUUAUGUCCUUUAUCAAAAGAAGAAAUUGUGUUUCGCUUUGACGGGGAACUCGGCUGAUCAGAGCACUAAGCAGGAGAAUGUUCAUGGCCAGCGAGAGGACCCCCAAUCUUACAGUACUCUUUUGAAAGAACAGCCAGCUGGGAAUAACUAGAAGGUAGCAGAGGGGGGAAAAAAACUGGAAGCCAACGUUCGUCCGACCAGAAACUACCGUGUUCCUUCAGAUUUGUUUCUUGUGCACUCUUAUCUAUAGUGUUCAGAUUUGUUUUUGAUUUUUAAUUGUUUUUCUAAUGGCCCUGGAUUUCGAAAUGUGGAUUUACCUUCACCUUCGCUUUCGAAUGAGAAACCUGACCUAAACUUUCUGGAGAAGUUACAAAAGUUUCCUUUUAUACAGAACCAGAGGGAAAUUUAGAGAGUAUCGCAGGCACCACCUUCCCUCUAACAGCUGUAAAUUAGUUAAACUGGCUUGAGCUUUUUCUAGAAAUGUUAAAUUGUGAAUAUAACUGCUUAUUUUUUUUUAAAUGCUUCACUGUGCUGAAAAUAUGCAUAAGAUUGAGGAGCAAAUAAUGACUUGAUUUUAAAAAUAAAACAUGUUGAGCAAGCCUAAAGUAUGCACAGUGGAGUUGUGGAUUAUAGAAGUUUUAGACCUUGGAAUAGUUAUAGGUAAGGUUUAGUUUUAAGUAGUUUUAUGACUUGCACAAAAAAAACCUGGUGUUUUUACUGAGUUAUCAUUGCUGAUAAAUGUCAUUCAGAAAGUUUGUAUAGUGUUUCUGUAAGACUUGCAGUGCUGUGCAUUUUAUGCUCUGGUAAUUGAAUAGAAACUUGUUGGAGGAUUUUUUAAAAAAUAAUUAUUUUUGUUCUCCUGCUGCCCCCUCUCGGUAGAUUUUUCUUAUUGACUUGGAGAGGGAGGUGCUGAUUGGAGGGAGGGAAGUUUGUGUGUGUGUAGAGGAAUCACCAUUAAGUGAAUUGCUAGCGUGGGAAGUAUGUAAUGGAUGUCUGUACAGAUUUUAAGUUCCAUUUCUUUCUUUUCCUACCCCAUAACCUCCAUUCCUGACCUGCAGAAUUCAAAUUUCAAACGGUAAUUCAGAAAAUGUUAACUCCAUUAAAUUAAAUCUGUGUGUCAGCAGACUUUAUUUUGCACAGAGUUGAUAUAGUUGUGUGAUGCCCUCCCAAGUAACAGCAUAUACUGAGUUUCAAAAUAAAGGUGACAAAAUGCUAUUUUUAUUUCAACCUGCGGUUACAGAAGGGAGGGUGUGUGUUUUUCAUAUUAUGGUAAGUAUCAAUUGCUUGAUCUUUAAAUUUGGAAUACACAAAAAUUUCAAUUCCAAUCCUAACUCAUUCAGAACUUUCAAGAUCCCAGGGCAGUGCGCCCCCUCGACAGCUUGUGGUGCUGCAGGUAGCCAUAUAUAAUUUUUAGGCUAGCUUUGAAUUUUGGUGCUGUUUUUCGCUCCAUUAUUGGUGUCAGUCAUGUUCAGCUAAUUGCGAGGAAGCUGCAUUGGUUUGGGGGGUGGGGGUGGAUGUGAUGUCUCUUUGGCAUCAAGAUGGUUCACGAUGACAUGGGUGUCAAUGGAACUUGGUAACCCACUCAAUCAAUCCUCUGGCAGAUUCUGGCUGUGAUACGCCAGGGUUUUGGUCACUAAAUAGAAAUUGGGUUGGUGGUGGACCUGACCCCCAGCAUUAACACCCUGCCUGCCAUCCAUUGCUUUGACUUUUGUAGCUACGACUGCAUGCUCUGUGAAGCCUAGGAGAGCACUCUGCUGGUCGGCUGUGGUUUCAGGCCAUUACGUUCCAAAGGGCAUCCCUAUUAACAACUGGGUGUCACAAAACUCUUGAAUCCAGACUCUCCCGAGAUUCUUCACUUCAUCGAGAAAAUUGAAACCGUCAUCUGGAAUUUCUUGGCUUGGAGACUCUCAAAAGCAUGAUGGCAGCAUGUGAAAUAACCAGAUAAUUCCAAGAAAUCUUUAGAUCUUGUACAGUCCCUUAAAGUCCAAGGAAAGCCCAUGUAGAAAGAUCACAGAAGCUGAAAUACCAUACAGCCCUUACUGGUGGAAAUAUUGCUCUGUACUCUUGGUUUUCACUAGAAAAAGUGUAGGAUCUUUUCCCCCAGUGAUUGCCUCACUUAAAAAGAAUUAAACUCAAUCUCAUUAAAAAUACAAAAUUGACAAAAUAUGUAUUUUUAAAAAUGGAGCAGUCUCAUUUGAACGGAAGCUUGUUCCUUCAACUCACUAUGAUUGGAUGAGAGAGUUGGUGGGUGGGGUUGUUGAGGGAGGAACAAGAUUAGGAGAGACUGUUUUGCAUUGCUUUACAUCAAAUAUGGAACUGUAAUAAUAAAACAAAUGUUACUAUUUGCAUAUGUGUAACUUUGCUAAAAUGUGUGAUUAAACAACUCACUGUUUGUGAACCAAA